AUGGCCACGCAAAGAUUUUGCCUCCGGUGGAACAACCACCAGUCGAAUAUGCUGUCGGUAUUUGAUCAACUUCUGCACGCAGAGACGUUCACAGACGUGACAUUAGCCGUAGACGGCCAGUUGCUUAAAGCACACAAAAUGGUACUAUCGGCUUGCAGCCCUUACUUCCAGGCCCUCUUCGUCAAUCAUCAAGAGAAACAUCCCAUUGUUAUACUAAAAGAUGUUCCUUACUCGGACAUGAAAAGCUUGUUGGACUUUAUGUACAGAGGAGAAGUGAGUGUUGACCAAGAAAGGCUGACAGCCUUUUUAAAAGUGGCCGAAAGUCUAAGGAUAAAGGGCCUCACAGAAGUGAACGAGGAGAAAUGCGAUAUACCUGCCCUUACGAACUCGUUGAUACAACAACAAACAAACACGUCUGCGCACACACCUCCGCCGCAGUUGCAUAGAAUACACCCAUACAUGCACCAAAAAAGGCCAGCCUCUGGAAUUCCGAGUGGCGGGGCUCCGCCAAAUCUGCUCAUGCCAUUAUUAGGCAACGCCUUGAUGCAGCCGAAACGGAAAAGGGGUCGGCCUCGGAAGCUCAGCGGGAGUUCAAGUGACGCUCUGACUACAGCCGCGAGCCCUCCCGGAGAAUUUAUUCCAGAGUCUGCGUCCCAUUCGUCGAACAGAGCUGGGGAUCAGUUGAUCAGGGGUUCGCCCGAGAUGUUGGAAGUGAAAAUGUCGAUGGAUGGAUUCAAUCAAGAGGAUGGCGCAACAUCCGGCGGCGAAGAAGGCGGGGAAGCGCUCAUGAUCGACGAAGGUGAAGACGCCCAAUCAAACGAAGCUCCCAAUUCAGGAAAGGACUCCGAGUCGGCAGAUACCGCAAAAGUACCAAAAGAGGAAUCACAACCAAAUUUUUCGUCUAACGGUCCGGUGCUCUCUAUCGAGAAUGGAUCUAUUAAACAGGAAGCUACCGAAAGCACAGAUGAAUACAACGAACCAAUAGAAUACAAAUAUAAUCCAGACAGGAGCCGUGAAAACUCCAAUUCGCAGGAUGGCCCACUGAAAGAGGCAGACGAUAAAAACAGACUAGGUCGUAACUUAAAGCCAAAGAAUAGUAAAAAAAUACUUCCCCAAAUGUCAAAAUUUAGAGCUCGAACACUAUUCAAUCAGUUGUCAGGGUUGUCAAACUUGAACCCAGCCCUUAAUACCUUCGAUAAGUUUCCACCCGAAACUGUCCUUAUGCCAGCUCUUGCCACUCAGCUCUUUGCCGCUGAACUAGAACAAAAUAAUCUCAACAUGGCUAACAACGAUGUGACUGACUUAUCUCAAACUAACUGGGAACAUCGCAUUUUCCCUUCGCCCAUUAGAAAAAAUAAUAUAGGAAAUGUUGGCAACUAUCACGAGGAAACUAACGAGUCAGUCAGGGACUAUUGCAUCAAGGAAGGCGAAAACGUCUUUCGAUGUAAAAUUUGCGCGCGAGUGUACACUCAUAUUAGCAAUUUCUGUCGACAUUAUGUCACUUCCCAUAAGAAAGACGUCAAAGUGUUCCCCUGCCCCAUUUGCUUUAAAGAGUUCACCCGAAAGGACAACAUGAUCGCACACUUGAAGAUUAUACAUAAGAACCAACCGAAUUCCAACGAACAAACUGCUAAGCAGGAAUCUUAA
Messenger RNA from Leptosia nina, 1647 nucleotides. The record is from the annotation of a GenBank genome assembly. Lineage: Eukaryota; Metazoa; Arthropoda; Insecta; Lepidoptera; Pieridae.